AUGCCUAAUCGCCGUGGGAUUGAUAAGGAUGAAGACCUCAUCCUUCAGUUGAGUGGCAUGGGACUUGAAAAUGCCGGUGCUGACGUUGCCGAUCGCGAAGAAACCGAUGAGAGCGUCAAUAAGAAGCCUUUGAACUGUGCACAGAUUCUCAUGCUGACUUCGCCAGUUUUCAAAACAAUGCUUGGCAAGAAGUUCAAAGAGGCCGCCGAGCUUGCCAAAAUUCCCGGCUUCAAGAACGCGUACAUCACCAACCUCCCCAUCGAUCAUAUCGAGGCAAUGGCUACUCUGUGCCAGAUUUUUCACACCGUCUACGUUAGUCCGAGGUCAGAAACAACAAGUCUUUCUAAAUUGUCCCUAAUCGUCGACCUCCUCCUUAGGUUCUCAGAAGUGUCCUGGAGGAUAUUACUGCAGCAUGAAGGCACCUUUCUAUCGACUUCGGACCAAGUCAAGAUACUUGCAGGUCAUCCUCUGCUGAGGCACGAUAUCAUUCGUAAGCCUAUUCCCAAGUUCCUAUAUUUAAUACAAACCUGA
Messenger RNA from Colletotrichum navitas, 531 nucleotides. RefSeq lists its product as uncharacterized. Lineage: Eukaryota; Fungi; Ascomycota; Sordariomycetes; Glomerellales; Glomerellaceae. Bases 1 to 531 code for a protein of 176 amino acids. The transcript has 3 exons. The record is from RefSeq and is a predicted model, not a curated record.